Spinacia oleracea (spinach) is the source of this 415-nucleotide messenger RNA. Its product is annotated as agamous-like MADS-box protein AGL65. The record is from RefSeq and is a predicted model, not a curated record. Bases 64 to 327 code for a protein of 87 amino acids. NCBI's taxonomy places the organism in Eukaryota, Viridiplantae, Streptophyta, Magnoliopsida, Caryophyllales, Amaranthaceae. The transcript is spliced from 4 exons.
AUUGUUUUGGACAGCUGUUAGAGUAAUCCUGAUAAGAUAGACAAUGUCGAGCAUCUACAGCAGAUGGAAAACUCCUUGAAGGAAUCACUUAACCAGAUUCUCUUACACAAGGAUAAUAUCGGAAAACACCAACUUCUGUCUCUAGACUGCAGUAACCAGUUCCAGAAUGGGAUGCAUAUGCCGUUAAUGAUGGGUGGUAUACAAGAAUGUCAGCCAUUAUCAUGGCUUUCGAGUAAUGAGAAUAAACAAAUGUUGUUGUCUGAAGAGCCAAACUUUUUGUCUCACAGGUCUACACUCCGAGGAUUGCGCCUUAUGCGAGGAAUUUGAUGUGGUUCGUGAGCAAUGGGCUAAGUUUUUUACCAGCAAGUAUUUAUUAUUGGCUUUAGCGCGCUUGAUCGAGUUGGUUUAGUUGUUA